AUGGCCGCGGCCGCAGAUGAUGCACCCCCCAGCAUGGAGGUUGAGGGUCGUUAUUGGGAGUCUUUCAAUGGCGCUAUUGCGGAGGAAGACCAACGCCUGCUUGAUCGGUUCAUCGAAGAGACCAAGGACCUUCGCAAUGAAUUGGCGAGCAUGCAGCGCGACAAGGCGCGGGCCGAAGAAAAUCUCCGCCAGAUCAAUCUCGCCUACCAGAACUAUGAGGAACGGCUUGAGACGAGGCGUCGUGAGUUUGAGCUCCAACAGAGAGCCCUGGCGGCUGAACGCGCAGUCCGACGAGCCAAGAUGACUGCGUGGUUUGGCUCGCGCGGCACCUCAUCACAUCCCAAACCACCCAGCGAGGAGCACGUCGAUGUGGCCCAUGGCGACAUCCCCAAUGGUAUCGUCGUCAGCACCCGGCGCAUCAAGGACGGCAGGACCAGCCUACCUGACGGACCCCAAGCCGCCGCCGCCAACGGGGCCGCCCCCAGAUACCACCAUACGUUUGCCGCAGCCAACAAUGUGGGCGCCACCAACGAUAUCGGCCAGCUCGAUGAUCUCACGGGCGUCGAGGUUUUUGAUGGUGACGGGAAUUUUGUCGCGCCCGUGAGGAGCAUCCCGGCACAGAACGCAGUGGUGUCGCUGCUGUUGGGACUGCCAGUCAAGCGUCGCGUCAACACGCGCCCUGGCCGCACCUUUGAUCUGGACAAGUUCAACUCUAUCUACGACAAGCGGUACACGUAUGCCAACGGCCCCAAUGCGAAGCCAGCGAGGUGGACCGCCGUCAUGCUGCAGGCUACAGGCGACGUGCUCGAGGGCGCGAAACGCUGCCUUAACUGUACCAAGAACCUGGGCCCCUUCGAUACGUGCAUCAUUCCACGAGGGCCCAAUUUUCGCAAGUGCGGCAACUGCGAGUGGUCCAAACAGCCGUGCCAGAUGCCUGCGGAAGAGGCCGUGAGCGACGAAGACGACGACGAAGCUCAUUCGACGCCAAAGACGGGCGUCCAGGAGGAUAUGGCCCAGUACGCCGCGGCCGCACCCCAGGACGACCUUGAUGAUUCGCGGGAUGACAGCCCUGCCCCCAACGCGCUGCGGAAGCGACCAAAGGGCGUCGCGACUAUUCAGCAGCAGCAUCAAAACGUGUACCACUGGCAAGGCGACAAGACGCCCAAGCAGACUUCUCCCGAGGAUGACUCGACCGAGGAAGACAUGGAACCCAUCACAGCCAGCAAUCUCGUGCUGCGUCACAACGGCGUCACGUACACCCACCCUGAAUGUAUGCAAGGCGUUCCUCUCGUGAAGAUUGACCCGAGCCAUCCGUACUGGGAGCCCGACUGGGAGCCUGAUCUCGAGACUGCGGCUAUCCAGCCCGCCCUGGAAUCGUGGCGUGUCAAGCACGAAGCUGCGCUCAAGGGAAACACGAGCAGCAAGUUUCAGGUCGGACGCCAAGUCAACCGUGGCGAGACGAUACUUAAGUUCUUGAGGCAAGCCGACAUCAGCCCUUACCAACUGCUGAGCAAAAAGUAUGUCAACUCGCGCCUGGUCGGCUACGAUACGCUGUUCCGACUCGCCGAUACCUAUUUCGUUCUCGAAAGUUUUGGCACAAUGGACAUCACGCCUCUGGAAUGGAUCCGGCACCGGCUGCACGAAGUCAUUCAAGAGGAGGGCUCGCACUUCAAGCUCUACGCCAAAGUACACAAUUUCUACCAUGACCGCAAACUAGAGGCCCUUCGACUCGCAAACGGAAAGAGGAGUAUCGGCCGCCCUUCUGGUAUGAAGAUGUCGGGAAAGAAGAGGAAGAGCUUGAAUGAUACGCCCAUCAAGGCUGUCGUACCUCCGGCCGGGGCUGGCCCUAUUUCGGUAGGGCCCCUGCCCGGUUAUGAUGUAGUUGCGCAAGUAUCAGCGGCGGCGAUGCAUCAUGCGCAGAAUCUCAGCGCCGAGUCCGAGCAGGAACGGCCGUAUAAACGGAAACGGAAACCUCUCGUCAAUAGUCGCAACGGCACGCCUUUGAAUGGCGAGGACGAGGGUGAGGGCGAGGGCGACUACGACUUGCAGUAUGACGGAUACACCGAUACGGACGACUACAGUGGUGAUCAGAUUAGCAACCACGAUUUCUGCUUGAGCUCCGUCAAAUCGCGCAUCAACACAACGAGCACGUCCGUCACGCAGUAUUGGCAUUGGGUCGAUAUCGAGGGCGGCACAGACGAUGUUUUUGAGCACCAGGUUUUAUCUGACUGCAAUCCGCCGUCGUGGGGGUUGUACUCUAACCCGGUCAACUUUCACUUCACGCCGCAAGACGUUGUGGACAUUCAAUGGGCGGCCGACACGCGCAAAGUGGUUGUACGUUGCCGGCCUGGCGUCGAAAAGGACGAGCAAACCGGCCAAGAACGCGGUGACAUGAUUGCCGAUUUUGCCCGCGAGCGCACCAAGCGGCGCUUCCUUGUGUUUUGUGAGAAAAGGGGAAUCAAAAUCGUCAAGACGACGAGUGACGCGAUCGAACAGGCGUGGGAGACUACCAAGUCGCCCUUUGUUGAUCCCGUCGAGGCUUCUGAGUUGGAGAUGGUCUGA
This is a messenger RNA of Verticillium nonalfalfae, 2562 nucleotides long. RefSeq lists its product as uncharacterized. NCBI's taxonomy places the organism in Eukaryota, Fungi, Ascomycota, Sordariomycetes, Glomerellales, Plectosphaerellaceae. The record is from RefSeq and is a predicted model, not a curated record. The transcript is spliced from 2 exons. The coding region runs from base 1 to 2562 and encodes 853 amino acids.